Messenger RNA from Bradysia coprophila, 1512 nucleotides. It is a transcript of the gene YL-1, whose product is annotated as Vacuolar protein sorting-associated protein YL-1. Gene Ontology annotation, cellular component: nucleus. Lineage: Eukaryota; Metazoa; Arthropoda; Insecta; Diptera; Sciaridae. The record is from RefSeq and is a predicted model, not a curated record.
AUACGAAACAUACGAAAUGUCAUCUGUUUUCAUAUCAAAGGGGAAUUAAAUUGAUGAAUUCAAUAAUUUCGUGCGAAUUAUAACGUGACAUAAGCGAAUAAACUCAAUUUAUGAUGGAAAUGGAAUGAACGACGACCGUAAUCGAAUUCGAAGCGGAAUUUUGAGCAUAGAGUUCUGCUUUGUAGUGGGAUUCGCAGUUUGUUGACAGUAGUUGACACAUGGACUUGGAUUCUGUUUGCUAACAACUAACAAACCAAACUAAGUCCGCGGUAUACAAAUAACAGAAAAUUGUAUUUUCCCAACAUUUCGUGUGUCCGGGUAAUUGACCAGGGAAAAUAUUUGUAAGAAAAUGGCUGCAACAAGAGAACGGCGUGGAAAUGCCGGCAGUAAAAUGUCCAAACUAUUGGACGAAGAGGAAGAAGAUGAUUUCUACAAAACAUCGUACGGUGGUUUUGAGGAAACGGAAAACGAUCGCGACUACAUACAGAAGAACGACGACGAGGACGAUAUAGUGGACUCCGAUUUCAGCAUUGACGAAAAUGAUGAGCCGGUGUCCGACAACGAAGAAGAAACAAAUAAACGGCGGAAAACAACUAAUAAGCGAGCGUACAAGGAACCACCUCCGAAAAAGCCAAACCAGACCAAGGACCCGAAAGCAAAAGUGAAAGUGAAGAAGAGCAUCACAAAGCGACUGAAAAGCAAGCGGUCAACAUACACCGUUCUGGAUUCCGGCAAAAUAUCACUAAGAAAAUCGACAGCACUUAAAUCGGCCGCCACAGAACAUCGAAUCAAAGCGAGAACAGAGGCUGCCAAAAAGAAACCGAAAUCAAGCAAGUCCGACGACUGGAUUCCGACACAAGAGGAACUGUUAGAGGAGGCGCUAAUCACAGAAGAAGAGAAUCUGGCAUCGUUGGAGAAGUUUAAGCAAAUGGAAAUCGAGAAGAAGAAAACCCGUCCAACGAAACGAAUAUUUACAGGACCGACAAUUCGGUACCACUCGUUGUCCAUGCCUUUGAUCGAAGUAUUACCGAAACGUACACGAGAAAGUAAUCGGGCGGUCGCUGCCGCUUCUACUGAAGAGUCGACUACAAAGACUGAGGAUAAUGAAGGACCCAGGAAGUCAAUAGCUGUUUCGACUGGACCUCGAUGUGAACGCACCUUUAUCACAUUCGAAAAUGACAUCAACGAAAGUGCAUUCAAUUCCAUAUUCACUCCGGCCAAGAAGCGUCGUAAUGGCAACUACAUUUGCUCCAUAACCAAACUGCCAGCUCGGUAUUUAGAUCCAAUAACUCGGCUUCCGUACAGAAACAAGGAAGCAUUUAAGGUCAUUCGUGAAGCAUAUUAUCAGUAUCUAGAGGCGUGGGCCGAUCCAAAACUCGUCGAUCUGGAUAAAUGGCUGGCUUUUCGAGCGAAGAUUAAAGAACAGCGACUCAAAUCGAAGAAAUUGAACCAUGCGCAGAGUGUCUGAUUUUUUAUUAAAUUUUAAUUUUAUUAAAAUCCGAAGAAUCACGA